AUGGCUCCAAUCCGGCUCGGAAUCAUUGGCCUGUCUGCCACAAACGUCGGUAGCUGGGCUAGCGUUGCUCACCUGCCCUACCUCCUCUCUCCUCGCGGCAAGGCUCAUUACAGGAUUGUCGCCCUCUGCAACUCAAGCGUAGAGUCCGCACGCCUGGCCAUUGAUAUGUUCCAACUCCCCCCAGAAACUCGGGCAUACGGCAGCCCUAACGACCUCGCUCGAGAUGCUGACGUCGACUUCGUAGUGUGUAGCACCCGCGUCGACAAACAUUACGAGACCAUCGAGCCCAGCAUCGUUGCCGGCAAGGCAGUCUUUGUAGAAUGGCCGCUUGCAUCUAACAUCUCGCAGGUGCGCGAGCUAGCUGGCCUGGCUAGGGAACAGGGAAUCAGGUCUCUCAUCGGCCUGCAAGGGCGCGUCACCGCUCCAAUCGAUGCGGUACAAGAAAUUCUGGAGCAGGGUCGCAUUGGCAAGGUUCUCAGCUCGGAGGUGAAAGCGAGUGGAGGUGCCGGUGCUCGCGACGUGAUCCCCCAGUCCCUGAAAUACUUUACCCAGCUGGAGACGGGAGGUAACAUGGUCAUGGUUGGUUUCAGUCACUUGUGGGAUUUCCUCCAAUUUGUGCUCGGGGAUGCUCAAGACAUUGGUAGCCGACUUCAGCUGCAGCGCCCUGAAGUCGGGCUCACCUCUUCAAAGACUGGCACGGUCGUGGAGACUGUUAAGUCGGACGUGCCAGACCUUGUUUUCGUCACUGCCCAGUUGGGAGAUAACGUACACGUCCAAGACAGGGCUUCUCUCCUCGUCAGGUACCGCCAGGGUCAGCCAUUCCCUGGCGAACCCCGUUUGGUCUGGACCAUCAAUGGAGAAAAGGGCGAGAUCAAGUUAACAGCAGAAGGCGGGACGACCCCACGAACCUUGGCCUCGAGACCCAUUAAGAUCCUACUGCACGACUUUGCUACAGAUCACGUUGAAGAGGUUGGCUGGAGCUGGGAGCCAUGGCAGGCGGAACUCCCGGCCGCGACCAGAGGUGUUGCUGGGCUGUACGAGGCGUUCGCCCGUGGAGACAGUACCGCCUAUCCUGACUUUGAACAUGCCUUGAAGCGCCAUGAGCAAUUGGAGGAAAUGCUAUGUGGUUGGCGUUGA
Ilyonectria robusta is the source of this 1137-nucleotide messenger RNA. RefSeq lists its product as uncharacterized. The coding region runs from base 1 to 1137 and encodes 378 amino acids. The transcript has 2 exons. The record is from RefSeq and is a predicted model, not a curated record. Gene Ontology annotation, molecular function: nucleotide binding. NCBI's taxonomy places the organism in Eukaryota, Fungi, Ascomycota, Sordariomycetes, Hypocreales, Nectriaceae.